AUGCACAAUUCAGGGCAAACUCAAUACGAAGGAGGCAGAAGAAUCCGCAGAACCUCCACAAGCGAAGCUGACAUAUACGAACUGAGCAUAUCCCCAGAGGAGGGCUAUGCAUUUGAAGAAGAAUCUUCAGAGGUCUAUCCCCAAUUGGAGGAGAAGCCCAAAAAUAUCCUGAAAAUAACAGGUAUCACCAUUCUCUUGAUCGAAGCAGUUUUCUACGGGAUAAUAUCACACCCAGAGAUUUACCUGGGGAUAUUCCUUACUCCAGCCGUAGUGGCAGCUGCUAUGAAGAAAACUGUAAAAAAUCCCAUUACAGAACUAUGUCUUUUUUUUUCUCUUAUAGGGAUUUCUGCUGUGGUUAUAUUCCCAAUCUUCUGGUCUCUCUGGGGAACUGUUUACUCCGUCACAUGCUUCUUCUGGAUAUACGACAGUGCAGUGGACGUGGGAAUAUUCGAUGCUUUCCUGGCCUUAGCUGCAGGAGUAUCUGCGUUUGGCCUGGCUAUGCUUGAUAAGUUCUACGCGUACAUGGGGAAUGAGAUCGGCCUUUUCUUGGGGGUGCAGAUACUGAUGCUUCUGUUCGUUAUGGGGAGUUCUGGAAUUUUCUCAUACUUCGCAUGGAUUCUUUUCAUUAGAAAAAAGACGAGGGAAGGGGAAAUAGACUGGAGUUUCCUAGACGGAAGGGUGAGGUUCAACUUCAAUCCGGAUAUCUUGAACAGCACAGGCCCAAUACGUGCGAGGACUUUCCUGGGGGCAAAAAAGAAGACGAUUUGGACUUUGCUCGCUGUUUCUGCCGUGACGGGGAUGGCUCUAUUCAUUUCCUUCACAAGCAGGCAUGAAACAUUGGCAUUUUUCCCGUACUUCUCCGAGAGAACUCAAGUGUAG
This is a messenger RNA of Nematocida major, 879 nucleotides long. RefSeq lists its product as uncharacterized. The coding region runs from base 1 to 879 and encodes 292 amino acids. The transcript has a single exon. The record is from RefSeq and is a predicted model, not a curated record. Lineage: Eukaryota; Fungi; Microsporidia.